GGGGGUUUUGGAUUCCUACUUCCGCCGGUGUCUUUCUUCGCUCCGGUCACGCUGUCAUCAGGUCGCCGGCUCCCGUGUUGUGUUCGACAAACCAGAGAAAAUAAUGAAGAUCUGGGCGUCAGAGCACAUUUUUAACCACCCAUGGGAGACGGUUACCAAGGCUGCCAUGCAGAAAUACCCCAACCCCAUGAACCCCAGUGUGUUUGGUGUGGAUGUUCUGGACAGACAGGUGGACCCUGAUGGACGUCUACACAGCACUAGACUGCUCAGUACAGAGUGGGGUCUCCCUGCUAUAGCCAAAUCUAUCAUUGGGGUCACAAGAACGUGCACUUAUGUUCAAGAACAUUCAGUGGUGGACCCCAAGCAGAGGACUUUUGAGCUGCAAUCAACCAACAUUUCUUUUACCAACCUGGUAUCUGUAGAUGAGAAACUGACUUAUAAGCCCCACCCCCAAGAUCCAGAGAAGACUGUUCUGACCCAAGAAGCCCUCAUUAGUGUUAAGGGCGUCAGUCUAAGCAACUACCUUGAGGGUCUCAUGGCUAAAACCAUAUCUGUUAAUGCCAGCAAGGGUCGGGAGGCGAUGGAGUGGGUCAUCAGACGGUUGAACACAGAGAUCGAGGAGCUGGCAGCCACUGCUCGAGGUUCCAUGCGCGCUCCCAUGGCAGCAGCUGCUGCUGCAGACAAAUGAUGACAGCUUUCCUUCAGAUGACUCCAUCAAUCAGUGGACUUCUCAGACGUUUUCCUCCUAAAGGGGACCUCCCAUCUCCUCUGCCAGAACCGCCUGAAAACCAGCCCCCACACCCCCUCGCCUGGUCCUACUGAUGUAGAUGUUUUUUUAGUAAUUAUCCUUCCUCAGCAGCUUGCACCGGCGGCUCUUCAGCCCGUCCUUGUUGGUCAGUGACUUGGAGUUUUGUGUGGAUGAAAGUGACAUUGGACAGCACUUGAAGCUCACAGGAUUCUUCUCUGUGAUAAAACAUGUUUUUUAUUCACA
This is a messenger RNA of Oryzias melastigma (Indian medaka), 991 nucleotides long. RefSeq names its product PRELI domain containing protein 3B. The transcript is spliced from 6 exons. Bases 104 to 688 code for a protein of 194 amino acids. The record is from RefSeq and is a predicted model, not a curated record. Gene Ontology annotation, cellular component: mitochondrial intermembrane space. NCBI's taxonomy places the organism in Eukaryota, Metazoa, Chordata, Actinopteri, Beloniformes, Adrianichthyidae. Gene Ontology annotation, molecular function: phosphatidic acid transfer activity. Gene Ontology annotation, biological process: phospholipid transport.